AUGACUUCUAAUAAACCGGACCGUCGUUCUCCUUAUAACGUUACCUGGCAGCUGGAAGAGCAGGUCCGUUAUUUCGAAAAGUCAAACCCUCAGAAGAUGGCGACGCAGACAUACGAGAGAUUCAACAGCGAAGAGGUGACUGACAGCAUGUUGACUGCAGCCGCUCGAUUAUUUAGUGAGAACUACGGUAUCUGGGGUGUCGAUACCACAGGCUCAGCAAGCUCAGCAAGCUCAGCGAAGCCAGGUGAGAGAGUGAAACUCGGUAAGAAAAGGCUACGAGAUCAAUACCUACCAAGUGGAGCCGAUUGCUCGUACGUCAGAGUUGUCGUCAAUGGCGAAUUAGCUGGAAAUCUGUUCUCGUGCCGUUGGACUUGGAAGGAUCUCAGUAUUUGCUGGAUAACCCAGUUGGUGGUUCAUCGUGACUACCGUGAGCGUGGACUUGCCGUCGGGUUAUUGAAUCAGCUCAGACAGGAUGAUGACGAUUUUUAUGGAAUCAUGAGCUCUCAUCCGGCAGCAUGCUUGGCGGCUGCGAAAGUGUUUAGCAAUGGUAUCAACGCGGUCAAUCUUGAUACUAUCCGCGAAUUUGCAGAACCGAUUAUGAGAACGUCUCCGAUAGACUAUGUCAGGGACGCUCCGCUUGCCGGCAGGGCUUUUGAUGCGGAAGAUAAGAGCGGCCUCGGUUCCGCGGUCCAUACCCAGUUUUUCGUCGAUCAUGGCGAGCCCCUUCAAGCGCUUGCAUGGGUACGAGAAGUGAUGGAUUGGCCCCUUGGUGAUCUACUCGACGGGUACGAGUUCCUCUUGGUCCUUCCUGGCAGGAGGCGCCGUCGAUCGCGAUCUCGUUCUACUGAAUCUUCCGUUCGGAACAAGACAUUUUGA
Molecule: messenger RNA, 876 nt
Organism: Talaromyces atroroseus
Lineage: Eukaryota; Fungi; Ascomycota; Eurotiomycetes; Eurotiales; Trichocomaceae
Exons: 3
Coding region: 1-876 (291 amino acids)
Source: RefSeq, a predicted model, not a curated record